Messenger RNA from Hipposideros armiger (great roundleaf bat), 1790 nucleotides. It is a transcript of the gene TPST1, whose product is annotated as tyrosylprotein sulfotransferase 1. Gene Ontology annotation, molecular function: protein-tyrosine sulfotransferase activity. NCBI's taxonomy places the organism in Eukaryota, Metazoa, Chordata, Mammalia, Chiroptera, Hipposideridae. The record is from RefSeq and is a predicted model, not a curated record. Gene Ontology annotation, biological process: peptidyl-tyrosine sulfation. Gene Ontology annotation, cellular component: Golgi apparatus. The coding region runs from base 124 to 1236 and encodes 370 amino acids. The transcript has 5 exons.
UAACUUUUUCCUUUUCCUAUUAGAUGUUCAUUAUCUUUCUGAAGUAGAAUCUCCAUGGCCUGAACAUUUUCUGGAAAUCAUUUUGAGCAAAAUAUCUGUUUACUAAAAGAUAACCACAUCAAGAUGGUUGGAAAACUGAAGCAGAACUUACUAUUGGCAUGUCUGGUGAUUAGUUCUGUGACUGUGUUUUACCUGGGCCAACAUGCCAUGGAAUGCCAUCACCGGAUAGAGGAACGCAGCCAGCCCCUCAGGCUGGAGAGCACAAGGAGCACCGUGCGAACUGGCCUGGAUGUAAAAGCCAACAAAACCUUUGCCUAUCACAAGGAUAUGCCUUUAAUUUUUAUUGGCGGUGUGCCGCGGAGUGGAACCACGCUCAUGAGGGCCAUGUUAGAUGCACAUCCUGAUGUCCGCUGUGGGGAGGAAACCAGGGUCAUUCCCCGAAUCCUGGCCCUGAAACAGAUGUGGUCACGGUCGAGUAAAGAGAAAAUACGCCUGGAUGAGGCUGGUGUCACCGAUGAGGUGCUGGACUCCGCCAUGCAGGCCUUCUUACUAGAGAUCAUCGUCAAGCAUGGGGAGCCAGCCCCUUACUUAUGUAAUAAAGACCCCUUUGCCCUGAAAUCCUUAACGUACCUUGCUAGGUUAUUUCCCAAUGCCAAAUUUCUCCUGAUGGUCCGAGAUGGCCGGGCAUCAGUGCACUCAAUGAUUUCUCGAAAAGUUACUAUAGCUGGGUUUGACCUGAACAGCUACAGGGACUGUUUGACCAAGUGGAAUCGUGCCAUAGAGACCAUGUAUAACCAGUGUAUGGAGGUUGGCUAUAAAAAAUGCAUGUUAGUUCACUAUGAACAACUUGUCUUACAUCCUGAGCGGUGGAUGAGAACACUCUUAAAGUUCCUCCAUAUUCCGUGGAACCACUCAGUGUUACACCAUGAAGAGAUGAUUGGGAAAGCUGGGGGAGUAUCUCUGUCAAAAGUGGAGAGAUCAACAGACCAAGUCAUCAAGCCAGUUAAUGUGGGAGCUCUAUCCAAAUGGGUUGGGAAGAUACCUCCAGAUGUUUUACAAGACAUGGCGGCAAUCGCACCUAUGCUUGCCAAACUUGGAUAUGACCCAUAUGCCAAUCCACCUAACUAUGGAAAACCUGAUCCCAAAAUCCUUGAAAACACUAGGAGGGUCUAUAAAGGAGAAUUUCAGCUACCUGAAUUUCUUAAAGAAAAACCUCAGACUGAGCAAAUGGAGUAGCAGAGCCAGGAACCUCUUACAGACAUGAGGGAAGACAGAAGGGAAUUUCCAGGACUGGCUGUCCCCACCUGAGAUCCAUGGAGUGUGUGUACCAUGGUCCCAUCUCCCGUUCAUCUGCCAGGCUCCUCCCCUGAGGGUGGCAUGUCAGCAUACGUCUGGGCCUUCCUGAGUGGUCUAUUUCCUGAGGACAGCGCUCUCUAUUCUAAUUGCAUCCACAACCAGAUAAGAAGCCCAGCAGGGACAACUGCCCUGAUCCUUAUCUGUUCUUACCAGAUUCCAAACUUUGUUUUCAAGGGGAGGGUUUAAAAAUGGGAUUCUAAGUAAAAUUUGGCAGUUUCAUGUUGGAAUAGACUGUCUGUACAUGUUCUAAUGUUUUUUAGAACACUUGUACCUGUUUAAAUGUAUUGAUGUGGAUAAUACUAAAUAUCUUAAUUAUUUAAAUAAUUCAUUGUAUCAUUUCUGAGAAGCUGAGGAAUUACCGUAUACAUUUACAACUUAAUGAGUUUUGUAUUUUAUUUUUCAAAAUAAAAGCUUUAAAUGUGAAGCAUCUGGUA